AUGGGCUCGAGCUCCUCCUCCUAUGCCCCCAAAACCAUUUACCUGGAUGUGGAUGGGAAGGUGCAAAAGGUGGUGUUCAGUCGGCACUGCAGUCCAUGUGACAUCAAGGAGCUUCUGUGUUCCUCAUCGAACAUUCCCAGGAACACUGCCAUCAUGAUGGUGGACCCAGAGGGUGCCUUGGUCUCCAUAGAUCCCACCAUGCCCACCAACUCUCCAAGCUCUUUGUACAAAGUUGUCCCUCUGUCUACGGGCCAACUUGGAGAGAAGGAGGACAUGUUUCAGAACGUGUUAUCACAGGUGGCUGAGCAGUUCAGCAGAGCCUUUCGCAUCAAUGAGUUGAAGACUGAGGUCACCAACAGGCUAGCCAUGCUGGAGAAGAGAGUGGAAUUGGAGGGCUUGAAAGUGGUGGAGAUUGAGAAGUGUAAAAACGAUCUGAAGAAGCUACGCGAUGAGAUGACUUCAAGAGGCGGUGGCAGAGUAAACUGUCCGUGCAAAUACAACUUCUCAGACGACGGGAAGAAGGUCACUCCUAGACGAGAUGUCCCCAAUUACCCCAAGUACACAUUGUCUCAGGAGACUGUUGAGGCGCUGAAGAAGCCAACAUUUGAUGUCUGGCACUGGGAACACAAUGAGAUGCUGAGCUGUCUCGAGUACAUGUACCAUGACUUGGGGCUAGUGAAGGAAUUCAACAUGAACCCCAUCACACUCAAACGCUGGCUGUUGGCGAUUCAGGAGAACUACCGUAACAACCCCUUCCACAACUUCCGUCACUGCUUCUGCGUUAGCCAGAUGAUGUAUGGCAUGAUUCACCUCUGCAACCUACAGGAGAAGCUGACUCUCACUGAUAUGGGCAUUUUAAUGACAGCUGCAGUGUGUCAUGACCUGGACCACCCCGGCUACAACAACACGUACCAAAUCAAUGCCCGCACAGAGCUGGCAGUGCGCUACAAUGACAUAUCUCCGCUGGAGAACCAUCACUGUGCUGUGGCCUUCCAGAUCCUUUCUCUUCCUGAGUGCAAUAUCUUUGCAAAUGUGGAUCCUGAGGCAUUCAAACAGAUCCGACAGGCUAUUAUCACCCUCAUUCUGGCCACCGACAUGGCCAGACACGGAGAGAUACUCGACUCCUUCAAGCAAAAAGUGGACAACUUUGACUUCACCAAUGAAGAGCAUGUGACAUGUCUGAAGAUGGUUUUGAUCAAGUGCUGUGAUAUUUCCAACGAGGUUAGGCCAACUGAGGUCGCUGAGCCAUGGGUGGACUGUCUAUUGGAGGAGUACUUCAUGCAGAGUGACAGGGAGAAGUCUGAGGGUCUCCCAGUGGCUCCCUUCAUGGACAGAGACAAAGUCACCAAACCCACUGCUCAAAUUGGAUUCAUCAAGUUUGUUCUCAUCCCAAUGUUUGAAACUGUCAUGAAGCUUUUCCCUCAGAUUGAGGAGAUCAUGGUUCAACCUUUGAGAGACUCUCGUGACCACUACGAGGAGCUGAAACAGAUUGACGAUGCCAUGACAGAGGCACAGAAGAAAAAAACUGAAAAUAUGUCAUUAGGCGGGAAGAAGAAGUAA
Messenger RNA from Seriola dumerili (greater amberjack), 1560 nucleotides. It is a transcript of the gene pde9ac, whose product is annotated as high affinity cGMP-specific 3',5'-cyclic phosphodiesterase 9A-like. Gene Ontology annotation, molecular function: 3',5'-cyclic-GMP phosphodiesterase activity. The transcript has 18 exons. Lineage: Eukaryota; Metazoa; Chordata; Actinopteri; Carangiformes; Carangidae. Bases 1 to 1560 code for a protein of 519 amino acids. Gene Ontology annotation, biological process: cGMP catabolic process. The record is from RefSeq and is a predicted model, not a curated record.